Saccostrea echinata is the source of this 450-nucleotide messenger RNA. Its product is annotated as P2X purinoceptor 7-like. NCBI's taxonomy places the organism in Eukaryota, Metazoa, Mollusca, Bivalvia, Ostreida, Ostreidae. The record is from RefSeq and is a predicted model, not a curated record. The transcript is spliced from 3 exons. Bases 1 to 450 code for a protein of 149 amino acids.
AUGGUCAUUAUGAGGAACCCAAGUUUGGUUUCUGAAGUAUUGGAGGAGAGCAGCAGGGCCCAGGGAGAUGGACACCAUUCACCUCCUGCUCGUGUGCAAGGACAGCCUGACUGGUGCACCUGUUCAGAAUGCAGGGAGAUGCUAACACAUCUAGAACGCGUCUGUUGUGGAAAAAAUGAGCAGAAUUGCUUCUCAAGACUCAGAGACUUUGAUAUAGUAGUUCUUGAUGAACUAAUUUUACAUGUUGCCCGUGCAUACAUUCAAGAAAUCUUUGCCAUUCAAGAUGACGAUGACUACAACAGAGCCAAUCCUUAUGCUGGGUACAGACAGUACACUCUAGGAGUUGGGCACCGCAGACUUAUCCCAAGCUGUUGUGUUUGGAAAAUCAGAGACAAGUAUCCAACUGCUUUUGGACAGUACAGAGGUUAUGUGCCUGGCAGAGUAGGAUAA